AUGGUACUGAGCAGGAUAAACGGCUCGGAAGAGCUGUUUGUGGGAGGCAUCUUCGGCGUCACACGCCCCCGCGUCAUCACCGAGCACAAAAUCACCCACGUCCUCUCCGUCAUCAAAUACUCGCUCGACAGCCUCCAAAAUGAAGCCUACCGACCCCUGCAGCACAUGUCCAUCGACAUUGACGACAUGGACGACCAGGAUAUCCUGGUGCAUCUGCCCAAGAUGGUGAGGUUUAUCCAGCGGGGGUUAUACGGACACGACUACACCGAGGAGAAGCAGCAAGACCAACAAGAACAACAACAACAAGAAGAAGAAGAAGAAGAGGCGGCAAAGGGAGCGGUGCUGGUUCACUGCGCCAUGGGGAAAUCCAGGUCUGUCACGGCCAUAGUGGCGUAUUUGCUAUGGAAACAUCCACAUCGGUUUGGGCUUGGGAACGGGGCGGUUGAUGCCAAGGAGGCGGUCGCAAAGGCGGUGCAGUGGGUGAGGGGGACGCGGCCGAUUGCUGAGCCGAACGAGGGGUUUAUGGAGCAGUUGGAGCUGUGGGUUGAGAUGGGGUGUCCGGCCGGGAGUGAUGAUGCGGUGGAGAAGGAGGUCAAGUAUCAGAGGUGGUUGUAUAAGAAGGAAGUGGAGACGGCCGCGGCGGUGGGGAGGGCGCCGGAUUGGAUCCGGUUUGAGGACGAGGAGGCUGAAAAGGAGCAACAGAAACAAGACGAAGAGGGAGGAGGGGGGGCGUUUGAGUUGAGAUGUAAGAAGUGUCGGAGGAGGCUGGCGACGGAGCCGUUUGUUGUGCCGCAUCAGGGCAGGGGGAAUAAGGCCAAGGAGGAUUGCCCGCACUACUUUGUGGAGGCCUUGUCAUGGAUGAGGGAUACACUUGAGCUGGGGGAACUGGAAGGGAGGCUCAACUGCCCGCAUCCAAAGUGCGGGUCAUCAGUGGGGAGGUAUUCCUGGAGGGGUUUCAAGUGCAGCUGCGGGGAUUGGGUAGCCCCGGCCUUUUCCCUGCAGCAGAGCAAGGUUGACAAGGUCGCCGUGAUGGGCGCAGGGAAGAAUGGCACGGCCGGAGCGAACGAGAUAGCGAGCCGGAUGGCUGCGCUGGGAAUACGGAUGCCUCCGGGGCAGAGGGCAGAGAACCUUUGAGAAUCUCCUCUGAUCUAGUUACCUCCCACCAGGUCAAGGCACACCGCCAAGCACACCAUCGCAUCACAAAAUCCGCGGUUCGGAUGAUCCGAGGGAUAUGUUGCAAUUUUGGUAGUGCGAGACGGCAUGCACGGGUGGCAGAUGAACAAACACACAUGCACACAGACACACACACACACACAUUGUCCGACCCGUGGGUAAGUGCACCAGCUGAGUCUAUUGUGACGGUAGACGAUAUCUGUUUCAGUAGACGAGCAUUUGCCGUGGGGGGAACGAGGCACUGGUGUAACCGAGUUCAUUGUGGAAGAGGGUGCAGUGGUGAUGUGGAAGAAAGGGGUUGAUAUCAUGUGGGGGGUUGCAUUUGAUGGUCUGUGUUGACCACCUUGCAUGUGCUGUUUCCUCUGAUUCUUCUCACUCGGGAUAGGAGCGGAGCGGCACUCCAGAAAUAUUGAACUAGUCUGUUUGAUUUUCGCAGUAUAGCCUUCACAGCCUUGGUUCUAGGCAGAUGGCUAACUUUGCGGCUCUGCUCAUGAUGGAGAUGCCAAACCUGGUUUGGUAAAGCAGGGUCAUGGUAUUUAUGUCAUGGCGUCGUCACUUUGCUGGCUUCCCGCGCCGGGUAGGCGGGUUCACGGUUCAACAUGUCAGCCCAGAUCACGUUUCCUCCCGAGCAUGUCGCCAUUUUGAUUGAGUGAACCUUACCGGUCCGAGGCUUCCACACUUGUUGUCUCAUAUGCAUGACAACUCGGAUCUUUCUUGGUUUCUAUGACGACUUCUUGUUCUUUUGGCUCCCGCCGAUCACCCAUCACCCAUUCACCUCGGUACCCGUCCCACCCGUUCAUCCUCUUCCAUGAUAAUACCCUAGAACAAAAGGAAAAGGGGUGGGUGAGACUGAUCAUAGCCGUUGCGGUUUGACGUGCGUGGAAAAAAAAAAAAAGCCUGUCGUUGAUACCACCUGAUCAUAUUAGAAGAUGACAAGUCACAUUUUGGCAACGGAGAUGCAAGAUAUUGUGUGAUGUGAGAGGGGGAGGUGGGCAGAGAGCAAGGUUUGAUGAAAUCGAUCGAGGGUAAGCACUAG
Molecule: messenger RNA, 2209 nt
Organism: Podospora pseudopauciseta
Lineage: Eukaryota; Fungi; Ascomycota; Sordariomycetes; Sordariales; Podosporaceae
Gene: YVH1
Product: tyrosine protein phosphatase yvh1
Exons: 3
Coding region: 1-1134 (377 amino acids)
Biological process (GO): protein dephosphorylation
Cellular component (GO): nucleus
Molecular function (GO): protein tyrosine/serine/threonine phosphatase activity
Source: RefSeq, a predicted model, not a curated record